Messenger RNA from Macrobrachium nipponense, 1476 nucleotides. RefSeq lists its product as uncharacterized. The transcript has a single exon. The record is from RefSeq and is a predicted model, not a curated record. Bases 1 to 1476 code for a protein of 491 amino acids. Lineage: Eukaryota; Metazoa; Arthropoda; Malacostraca; Decapoda; Palaemonidae.
AUGUUCCUCACAUACUUGAGCCGAGGGAAGCCAUUACGAACAUUAUUGGGCUGGGUAGUCUGUGGGGCAAAGGGCAAGAGGUGUCAAGAGCACAUCAAUAGCAUCCAAGUAACAAGCAGGCGUUUGGAGUUAGACCGCAUGCUGGUGGAAGAUUAUAAUCGAGACUUCCAUGACGUGGCAUCUCCCAAAAGGGAAAUGUCCACAGAAGAUAAGAAAUGGCUAGAUCUAAAUCAAAAGGGGGUUAGAACUGUAGAGGGGGUUUAUGAGGUGCCACUGCCUCUGCGUGACAAUCUUGGACCCUUGCCAGAAACAAGAGACAUUGCAUUGUGCCGUAUGCACAGCCUUCGUAAGAAGGUAAUGAAGGAUAGUACCUACGCUAAGCAAUACAGUACCUUCAUGACCAAGAUGCUACAGAAAGUAUAUGCUAAGCGAGUGACAUCGGCUAGCCAGGAAAAUGUAUGGUAUAUCCCUCAUUUUGGUGUGCAACAUACAGACAAGCCAGACAAGGUCCGUGUUGUAUUUGACUGUGCGAGCAGGGUGGAGGGCACGUCGUUGAAUGACCUAAUAUUGCAAGGACCCGAUAUGAUGAACUCUUUGCUGGGUGUGUUGGUUAAGUUUAGGGGAGGUCUGUUUGCCUAUACAGGGGAUAUAAAUACAAUGUUUUACCAGGUAAGGGUACCAGAACAUCAGUGGGACUACCCCAGGUUCUUUUGGUGGGAAAAUAGUUUCAAUGAGGAGCCAACUGAAUUCAGAAUGGCUGUACAUCUGUUUGGGGCCUGUUCAUCACCAAGCAUUGCGAAUUUUGUGCUGAAACAGACAGCAAGCGACUUUGGGAAUGGGUUCUCCGAGGGAGCACGGGACACCGUUGCUAACAAUUUCUAUGUAGAUGACUGUUUGAGAGCCGAGGAUCGUCAAGAUGCCUUAAGUAAUUUGUUAGAGGUUAAGAAGCUUUGCAAAAAAGGGGGAUUUACAUUGACGAAGUUCAGUAGCUCAUGCGUGGAGGUUUUGUCAUCCAUCCCAAGGGAGUGGUACGGUAAGGGCAUUUCAGGGUUCAUAGAUGGAUCAGAGUCACAUAAGACAAAGGCAUUAGGAGUACAGUGGGACUUGGCCACAGAUGAAUUGGGUGUCCAGGCAGAUCUAGUUUCAGUUCAAAGGACUAAACGCGGCUUGUUGUCAGCCAUAGCCUCGAUUUACGACCCCCUCUGCAUAUUGGCACCAGUUUUAAUUGAGGGACGGAUAAUUGUGCAGGACUUGUGUAGAUUGAAGAUAGGCUGGGACAUGGGAUUGGACUCCGACACCACUGACCGCAUCAGGGUGUGGGUGAACAAGUUGAAUCAGACCAGAGGGAUAAGUGUGCCAAGAUGCCUAAAGCUUAUUGGGCGGGAGUCAGCUACCCUAAUACAGCUGCAUCUGUUCUUGGAUGCAAGCAUCAUGGCUUUAGGAGUAGUGGCAUGCUUGUGGGUCACAGAUCAGUGA